This is a messenger RNA of Gossypium raimondii (Peruvian cotton), 516 nucleotides long. RefSeq lists its product as uncharacterized. The record is from RefSeq and is a predicted model, not a curated record. Bases 20 to 424 code for a protein of 134 amino acids. Lineage: Eukaryota; Viridiplantae; Streptophyta; Magnoliopsida; Malvales; Malvaceae. The transcript is spliced from 2 exons.
GGUUUUAGAUAAACCAGAAAUGGCUUGUUGUGAGCAGAACUCCUCACAUACUGAUGUUGAUAUUCCAAUUGUGUACACAGAGUGCCUGUUUCAGAAUCAAGCUGGACAGUGUUUAACACUGUACAAGGCUUUCAAUAUUCAUGGCCAUGGAGAUCCCCAGAAAACUAUUCAAGAUAAAGAAACCGGUGAGUUUAAGCACUUCCCCGAUUCCGAAGGUUUGGUCGGAGUUGUUGAAUAUAUUCUGGAACAUAAGCUAAAGUGGGUCGUUGCUUGGAGCAAUAUUCCUGGAAAACCAGACAAGGUAUACACUCAGAUCCUUGCGAUGAAAGAAGGCAUUGAUUUGGUGAAAAUUAAGUUCCAACUCGACUUUUCUGGGAACCAAAGCUGUGAUAACAAAUUGGGAUAUAAUCAACUCACACACUGAUAUUAAACCAACAAUGAAGGCAACCCUUAAGCCAGCUGACCCUGCUCUUGUUUAAGCUGCCAUGGCUUCCUCCCAUGCUUAUCAAAAUUCAA